Molecule: messenger RNA, 457 nt
Organism: Acaulospora morrowiae
Lineage: Eukaryota; Fungi; Glomeromycota; Glomeromycetes; Diversisporales; Acaulosporaceae
Source: the annotation of a GenBank genome assembly
GAAUUUCCGUUUCAAUGGCGGACGUGUAUCCAGACCCUUCUCUCGGUUGCCCUACAGGUUCCUCACAGGGUAAUAAAAAUUCAAAAAAACGAGGUGUAUCUUCUUCAUCCGAGGCAAACAAGCAGAUUAAAAGGAGGGCGUCAAAGUCCUCGGAAAAAUCCUUUGAAGUCUCUCCUGUUUCCGUAACAGCUGAUGAAUCUAUUAUUGGUUUGACCCCUCGGGAAGACGCUGACAAGUAUCCACAUAAGUGCAGCGUUGUAGGGUGCCCAAAAGUUUAUAAGAACGCAAACGGACUUAAAUAUCAUAAUGAGCACGGUCAUGUCCCUCAGAGUAGCAACGGAGCUAGAGAAAAACCUUGGCCCUGCCGCCUUCCAGAUUGUCAGAAAGCCUACGGCAGUAAGGGUGGCUUAACUUAUCACGUUCACCACGUCCACCCAAACGAUUUAUGGGCCUUGCC